Messenger RNA from Misgurnus anguillicaudatus (oriental weatherfish), 2331 nucleotides. The record is from RefSeq and is a predicted model, not a curated record. NCBI's taxonomy places the organism in Eukaryota, Metazoa, Chordata, Actinopteri, Cypriniformes, Cobitidae.
CCAUCUUUGUGCGGGGCGCCAGACUGACGCCAGACUCGAUCAUCAAGCACUGCGGGUUUACGAACUCAAAAACAAAUACCUAAUCUAACGUCGUGUUUUCUGCUCAGAGAGCUCGACAAGAUGGACACGUAUUUUAGCCGCUGUCAGCCCGUUAUCGCCUAUUUUGUCUUGGUUGGUUUGGUUCUGGGUUUAGAAGAUGGACCGAAUCGCCCGGUUAUCGGAGCUCCAGGAUCAGUCCGUCUGUCCGAAUCAGACCCGGGGGUUCUGAAGGCAAUCCAGUUUGCCGAGGAGCGAUAUAAUAUGGGUUCCAACGCGAUGCACUUUCGUCGUGUCAGUAAGAUCUUAUCAGCCAGCAAACAGCUGGUGAAAGGUGUUCGGUACAGUGUUAUGGUAGAGAUUGGAAGCACACAGUGCAAGAAAUCUUCAGUACAGAGUUCAGCGAAGAGCUGUGAAUUUUUCACAAAUCCUCAAAAACAAAAGACUGAAGUGUGUUUGUUUGAGGUUUGGGACAUUCCCUGGGAAAGUAAAACCACGCUGCUUAAACAGAAAUGUCAGCCUGCAGUUAUCAAGGAGCCCAAAAAGGUUGCAGCCAUACCCCUAACUCAUGGCAAACCUAUGAAGGAAUCUCUCGAGCUUUUGACGCAGUUCAAAGACUUUAUGAUCAAAUACAACCGAACCUACAGCUCUCAAGAAGAGGCAGAGAAACGUCUGCGCAUUUUUCAGGAAAACAUGAAAACCGUGCAGACGCUGCAGUCUUUGGAACAGGGGUCAGCUGAGUAUGGAGUCACCAAGUUCAGUGAUCUUACAGAGGAUGAGUUCAGAACGAUGUACCUCAACCCAAUGCUGAGCCAGUGGAGUUUACAGAAGCAAAUGAAACCAGCAAGUCCAGCCAGCAGGGCCGCUCCUGACAGCUGGGACUGGAGAGAUCACGGUGCCGUCAGUCCUGUGAAGGAUCAGGGCAUGUGUGGCUCUUGUUGGGCGUUCUCUGUGACGGGAAACAUUGAGGGUCAAUGGUUCAAGAAGACCGGCCAACUAGUAUCUCUCUCAGAGCAGGAAUUAGUGGACUGUGAUAAACUGGACCAGGCCUGUGGAGGCGGACUGCCAUCCAAUGCUUACCAAGCCAUCGAGACGCUUGGAGGUCUUGAGACAGAGACAGACUACAGUUAUAUAGGACAGAAACACAAAUGUGAUUUCUCUUCAGGGAAGGUGGUCGCCUAUAUCAACAGCUCGGUUGAACUUCCUAGCGAUGAGAACGAGAUUGCUGCAUGGCUGGCUGAAAAUGGUCCAGUGUCUGCUGCUCUUAAUGCUUUUGCCAUGCAGUUCUACAAAAAAGGUGUCUCACACCCUUUAAAGAUCUUCUGCAACCCGUGGAUGAUUGACCACGCUGUGCUGCUUGUCGGAUAUGGAAAACGAAAUGGUACUCCAUUCUGGGCUAUCAAGAACAGCUGGGGAGAGGAUUAUGGCGAACAGGGUUACUAUUACCUGUACAGAGGAUCCAGACUUUGUGGAAUCAACAAAAUGUGUUCAUCUGCAAUUGUGAAUUAGACACACACACACACACACACACACACACACACGCACACACACAGGACUUAAUGUGUAGUAUUAAGUAGCUCAACAGGUGAAGUAUAUCUCAUGAAGUCAUAACACUUUCAUUAUCGUCCCUCUCUCUAUUAUAUGCAUGCAACACAUCUGUUCAGUAUAGCUGUAUUUAGCUGUCACUAGCUGAUUCCUGAUCAGUUCAGCUUUUCAUGAGUGAGUUUGGAUGUGCUGUAAUGUUAUGGAAACUGCAGAGGGACAUGAUAGCAACAUACACUGUUUACAAUGUUACUAACAAUAACAAUGUUAUUGUGAUUCCACUAGUUAAUUGGUUUUAUUCUUUGAUUUAGUGUUUUAAUAUAUUUAAUCCGUCUGUUUAAAUCUGCUGACUAGAUUUUAAAUGACUUUAUAUUUGAAUUGACUGAAAUGAGUGAAUAUUUUACUGUGUUAUUAAGGUAAUUGUCUUGGAAACCAGACCGUGCACACAAUGACUUCAAAGUAUGUGAUUCCGUUAUAUGUGUGGCUUCUUUUAAGUACACAUCCUUCUCAUUUUUGAACUUUUUGCUGCAUGGAAACCUUAAUUAGCUGCUUCAGGAGUGUUUGAUUAGGGUUGGAGUUAAACUCUGCAGAGACACCGGCCCUCCAGGAGCAGGAUUGGUGACCCCUGGUUUAAAGGCUUCAGGACUAUUUUGUGGUAGAAAUUAUUUUCAUUUGCAAUGCUGUAUUGUUCAAACAAGAUAGUUGUCUAUUGCAUUAUCAAAGCUGCUGAAUAAACUCACACUUGUCUCAAAA